AUGGUUUUUGUCGCAUUUCUGAUCAUGAUUCUCUCCGACAGCAUCCCAGACAUUGGUGCGUUCUGGCUCAUUUACCUGACAAAUUGGGCAUUGAUCGUGGAAACGAUUGCUAUGGUGAUGCUUUGCAUCUCCACCGCGUGGGGGUACGCCAAGUUGCCCGAUGGUUCCAGCGAUGCUAGGAUUGUGGUGAUUUUGCUUCUUGGCGUGAACGAGGCUCAGCCUCUCAAUGCUUUGGAAUUUAGCCCGCAAGAAGCAUGUUUGUUCUGGGAUUUUCUCGCAUUUCCAGGCUUUUUUGCGGCCCGCAUUCCAUGGUCCUUCAAGAACUUCAUUUGGGGUUUGGUCUUCCUUCUUACCUACCUCGGCUGGACUUUGAUUCACUUCUUCGCGCAAAUUGGUACCCCUAGUGGUUGCGAACUCUAUAUCGAUCCGGAGUGCCCCAUCUAUGACGCGUUUGAUUGGAAUAUGCCGAUGAUGACCACAAUCAUUACCAUUUUUGCCUUGGUGGGAUAUGCCGUGCUCGCAGGACUCUACACGGCCUUCGUCCGUUGCCGCCAAUGCUGCUUCCCCACGCCCGUGGGAGAAGUGGAAACCAAAGAUGGACCUCAGAACGUUGAGACGAUUGAGAACGCUGCCUAG
This is a messenger RNA of Cladocopium goreaui, 636 nucleotides long. NCBI's taxonomy places the organism in Eukaryota, Dinophyceae, Suessiales, Symbiodiniaceae. The record is from the annotation of a GenBank genome assembly.